CCUUUUACCAGUUAGAAGUUACUGAAUAAUUCAUGACAGCAGGGAAAGGCUGUCUUCUCCCUGGGUGAUGGAUAACGGAGCAGGAGAGCUCUCGCAGUGGGUUUGCCACAUCAGCCAGCGCUCUUGCUUCUGAGCACAGGGUGCGCGCCUCUCCAGCUCAGCUUCUCUUGCAGCCAGGCAUCUUCGAGGCAGCUGCCUGCCCACCCGCCUGGGCUUGUAGCUUUACCACUUCACUUUCUCCAAUUCUGCUGCCAGCUGAGGAGACUCCCCACAGCUGCUGGCUCCUGCCUGGGACCAUGUGUGUGGAUGCUGCUUGGGAGAAGCAAGGCGCUUGCUCCUGGCAUGGAUCCCAGCUCAGUUUCUCCUGUUGACUUCUGGACCACAGAUGCUGCUGCUGAGGAGGGAUUUCCUGGCAUCUCUCCUGCUAUCAUCAGCUAAGGACUGGCCCCAGAUCAAGCAGGCAAGUGUCAGGAUGGACCGCGCUGCGAGAAGCCAACGCUAGGGUGCGAGGUGUGAAGAGUUGUCCAGAAUGACCAACUCCUCCUCCACUUCCACCUCCUCCACCACCGGGGGAUCGCUGUUACUGCUCUGCGAGGAAGAAGAGUCCUGGGCCGGCCGGCGGAUUCCGGUGUCUCUCCUGUAUUCGGGGCUGGCCAUAGGGGGCACGCUGGCCAACGGCAUGGUCAUCUAUCUCGUAUCGUCCUUCCGAAAGCUGCAGACCACCAGCAACGCCUUCAUCGUUAACGGCUGCGCCGCGGAUCUCAGCGUCUGCGCCCUCUGGAUGCCACAGGAGGCGGUGCUGGGGCUCCUGCCCACCGGCUCCGCGGAACCCCCGGGGGUCUGGGACGGUGGCGGGGGCAGCUACCGCCUGCUCCGGGGAGGGCUGUUGGGCCUCGGGCUCACCGUGUCUCUCCUGUCCCACUGCCUCGUGGCGCUGAACCGCUACCUGCUCAUCACCAGGGCACCUGCUACCUACCAGGUGCUCUACCAGCGGCGCCACACGGCGGGUAUGCUGGCGCUGUCCUGGGCCCUGGCGUUGGGUCUGGUGCUGUUGCUCCCGCCCUGGGCGCCCAAGCCGGGAGCUGAGCCCCCGCAAGUUCAUUACCCCGCGCUCCUGGCAGCGGGAGCGCUGCUUGCACAGACGGCGCUGCUGCUACACUGCUACCUGGGCAUCGUGCGCCGAGUGCGCGUCAGCGUCAAGCGGGUCAGCGUGCUCAACUUUCACCUGCUGCACCAGCUGCCCGGCUGUGCCGCCGCCGCUGCCGCCUUCCCUGCCGCCCCACAUGCUCCGGGUCCUGGUGGCGCCGGGCACCCCGCGCAGCCCCAGCCCCUGCCGGCCGCGCUGCAGCCGCGUCGCGCGCAGCGACGUCUCAGCGGCCUGUCGGUGCUGUUGCUUUGCUGCGUCUUCUUGCUGGCCACGCAGCCGCUGGUGUGGGUGAGCCUGGCCAGCGGCUUCUCGCUGCCGGUGCCCUGGGGCGUGCAGGCGGCCAGCUGGCUCCUGUGCUGCGCCCUGUCGGCGCUCAACCCUCUGCUCUACACGUGGAGGAACGAGGAGUUCCGCAGAUCCGUGCGAUCGGUCCUGCCCGGCGUCGGGGAUGCAGCUGCAGCCGCCGCGGCCGCCACCGCGGUGCCAGCCAUGUCCCAGGCGCAGCUGGGCACCCGGGCGGCUGGCCAGCACUGGUAACUCACCUGGCCUUGGGGAGCUUCCUAAGCCAUCUGCCGCAUCACCUCCUCUCUUUGUAAGCUACCCCCAGCCCCAGAGAAGAUCCCCAUGGGGGAAGAGUUUGCCUUCCUUUCCCAGUGCAAUACCAGAACCGAGGUCUUUCCCUAAACGGAGUCCCAAAGUAAUCGUGCACUACCACCAGACUUUUCUCCUUUGUUCCUGUGUUUUAGAGGCACCCUUACGUCCAGGCACCCAGACUGCAAGGAUUUGUAAACUGACGUUUUAAAAGAACCAGUUAAUUUAUUUCAAGUUUGCUUUGGAAACAUAGCUUUCGAAACAUGCAACCCUUCCAACCUCCAUCGUCUUAUAUAUGGAGUGCCUAGAGUGUAUGAGUGUGUGCAUGAGUCAAAGGGAAUACUACGGAGGAAGAAACUGUGUGUGCAGACAGCAUUUUAACCAUGCUUCCUUCUGUUACAGUCUUUGUAUAUUGGCCUGAAAGAGUGAAACCACAGGUGUGUACCCCCGUGUGCAUUGUCAUUGAGACCUCAAGCCCUUUCUUCUUUAAAGGGUCAUUAUUGAGUCACUUAUGAAAUGAGAUAGACACUCAGCCAGUGAGGAAACAAACCAAAUUUAUUGUUUUGCACCCCCUCUCUACUCAUUUCUAAGGUGGAAAGCUAGCGUUGGGUGUUACAUCGAAAAAUUUCAAGUUUGCUAAUGGAUGGUCUGAAACCAGAAAUGGAAUUUUGGAAACAAAAAAGGGGGGGCUAUCUAUUUUAGGUAGUAGUUCCACAUUUUCUAAAGCAUGCACACUUCCUGCUACCCACAUUUGUAACCAAUUUAUUCGCCUCUGAGUGUGACCGCAGCUUUGAACAUUCUGUACUAUACUGGUUGCUAAGGAGAAUGAAUCCUGCCUUCUCUUUAAGAUGUCUCAAUGCACACGAUAUACUUAAACACUAAUGCCAUAAUUGCAUAGCUCAUGUUAGCUGCCGUUGCAUGCUCCUAGAUGCUAGAACGUAUUGGGCAUGUGGUACCCAAAGCAAUACCCACGAGACAAGGACAUUCUGCUUCUUCCAGACGCCAGAAGGGAUGGUCCUUCAUCAUUUGGAAAGAGACACAGAUACACCUGUGGCUGCCUAGAGUUCUGGUCUUGACCUGGUUUAUGAGAAAACUGCCACUUGGAACCUCAGUUCCUAAGUGAAACUGAUGGUCAAGAUGAUACACUAUUACAGAUUGGCUCUGCAAAGCCACUUGUGCUUUUCAGGGGUUAGGCAAGCCACCCGCUAGGAAGUAUCACUGUUUUAUGUUAUUCAUAGAUAUUGCCAUGCCAUUUAAAAUCAGCAUCAUGUCUGUUGAAGAUGGGAUGGUACACUCAGUUGUGUGUCAAAGGCACGUUCCAAAUGGGACUCUACUCUCCAAUGUCUCAGGCGAGGUUUCCCAUCUUCAUCUUUGUUUUUAGAUACAUUUUCAAUGUGCAAAACCAUGUGAAAUCAUCUCAUGAAAUUAAGCAGGGAAGACAGUAAUAAGAAGCACAGAGAAGUCUGUUAGCCACGUCGAGUCUGGGGCCAAACAGCCUCAACGAACUUCAUAAUUCAGAAGUAAAGACGGCUUUACUUCUGCUUGGCUGCACCCUUGGACCAAGAAUGGUAAGAACACUUGUACAUUUGAAUAAUUAUGGGAGACACAGAGAAUGGACAGUUUUGGAGGAAAACAAAAUAAAUGUGUGUCCCUAACAAUACAUCCGCAGUCAUGUUAUUAACCAAACU
Alexandromys fortis (reed vole) is the source of this 3426-nucleotide messenger RNA. It is a transcript of the gene Gpr88, whose product is annotated as G protein-coupled receptor 88. Lineage: Eukaryota; Metazoa; Chordata; Mammalia; Rodentia; Cricetidae. The transcript has 2 exons. Bases 530 to 1684 code for a protein of 384 amino acids. Gene Ontology annotation, biological process: G protein-coupled receptor signaling pathway; phototransduction; cellular response to light stimulus. Gene Ontology annotation, cellular component: plasma membrane. The record is from RefSeq and is a predicted model, not a curated record. Gene Ontology annotation, molecular function: G protein-coupled photoreceptor activity.